AAUUACACAUAAGAUAAUUACAGUUCUAAAAAAUCGUUGAUAGACACCGAGUUUCUAAUAUCUAAUAUUUAAUAUUGGAUUCAUAUAUUCAAUAUAAAUAAUUAUUUACCUUGCAGAUAACAUAACAAUAUUGAUAUUUAUUAAUAGUGUUCCAUAUGGUAGUGAUAUUUGGGGUUUCAUUUGUAAUCGGAUAAACAGAAAGCGCAGAUCCCGAUGGAGUGUCACAGCGAUUCGGAUGGUGCUUCUGGACCAAAUGUGGAUGGUCGUAUGCGCGAUAUAUUUACCAAAAAGACCUCGCUACCAGUAGAUCUUCCUGUGGCUCCACCUCCAGAAGCAGAAGUUUACGAUAAACGUAAAGUAAAAGGAACAGCUAUAAUUUUUAAUCAUAGGACUUUUACAAUAGAUCAUGUCUCUACAAGAGACGGUACUGAUUUAGAUAGAGAUGCUCUACAAAAUGUACUUCAGGAAUUAACUUUUGAUGUCCUGGUAUAUGAUGAUUUAACCUUAGAAAAAAUAUUAGAAGUACUUAGUGUAGUUUCCAAAAUGAAUCACACUGAAUGCGAAUGCCUUAUAAUCGCAGUAAUGUCACAUGGAGAUGAAGGUAUAAUCUAUGCCAGAGACCAAGCUUAUCCUACAAAAAAAUUGUGGAGUUACUUUACACCUAUACGAUGUCCUAGUUUGGCUGGGAAACCAAAGAUGUUUUUCAUUCAGGCUUGCAGAGGAAGCGAAUCUGAUCCAGGGCAAGUGGUCACAUACGUAGAAAAGGAUUCUAGACCAACAAGUAGCAAAACGUACACUAUACCCAUAAUGGCCGACAUAAUAGUUAUGUAUGCUACGGUAGAAGAAUAUUAUGCUUGGAGGGACCCAGCUACAGGCAGUUACUUCAUUCAAGCUCUGGUCAAUCAAUUGAGAAAACAUCACCAAUCCGAAGAUCUCUUAUCUAUUCUGACGAGGGUCAAUAGAGAAGUAGCCAUUGGAUUUAGCUCAUUUGAGCCUAAUUAUCCCAAAUAUAAUAACAAAAAGGAAAUGUGCUCUAUCGUUUCCAUGCUAACUAGAAAAUACUACUUUAAUUUAUAGGUUUACCAUGUAAUUUUAAACACAAAAUGAUUCUAAUGUACAAAUUUGAUUAUACCAGAACUAAAUAAAAUCUUGUGACACGUU
This is a messenger RNA of Diabrotica virgifera virgifera (western corn rootworm), 1161 nucleotides long. Its product is annotated as caspase-like. Gene Ontology annotation, cellular component: cytoplasm. Lineage: Eukaryota; Metazoa; Arthropoda; Insecta; Coleoptera; Chrysomelidae. Bases 214 to 1077 code for a protein of 287 amino acids. Gene Ontology annotation, biological process: apoptotic process; proteolysis. The transcript is spliced from 5 exons. The record is from RefSeq and is a predicted model, not a curated record.